AUGGCGUGGCGACAACAAGGAAGCACAGGUUCUAACAACAUCCCUCUGGGAAAUCGACGCAAAUUUGGCGGCGACAGCGCAUCUCCUCGCGACGAAGGUGGCUACAAUCAAGCACAAGCAGAAGCUCCCACCUUCAAGCGCGGUCGCAGCCCUACCAGAGCCAAAGAGGAAACCGCCUUCGCCGAAGAUGGAUCACGACGCCGCAAGAAGAGAAACCGCUGGGGCGACGCGACAGAGAACAAGGCUGCUGGUCUGAUGGGCCUUCCGACAGCCAUCAUGGCAAAUAUGACCAGCGAGCAGCUCGAAGCUUACACUCUCCAUUUGCGUAUCGAGGAGAUCAGCCAGAAGCUCCGUAUCGAUGAUGUCGUCCCAGCCGAUGGUGAUCGAUCACCAUCUCCCCCUCCUCAGUAUGACAACUUCGGUCGCCGUGUUAAUACUCGAGAGUACCGUUAUCGCAAGCGUCUUGAAGACGAGCGCCACAAGCUUAUUGAGAAAGCCAUGAAAGUCAUCCCUAACUAUCAUCCUCCGCAGGAUUAUCGCCGUCCUACUAAGACACAGGAGAAAGUUUACGUGCCGGUCAAUGACUACCCAGAAAUUAACUUCAUUGGUUUACUUAUUGGUCCUCGUGGCAAUACUUUGAAAAAAAUGGAGACAGAAUCACUUGCCAAAAUUGCUAUCCGUGGAAAAGGAUCCGUCAAGGAAGGAAAAGGUCGCUCUGAUGCAGCUCACACCAGUAACCAGGAAGAGGAUCUCCACUGUUUGAUCAUGGCCGACACUGAAGAGAAAGUCAACAAGGCCAAGAAAUUGAUUCACAACAUCAUUGAGACUGCUGCAUCCAUUCCAGAAGGACAGAACGAGCUUAAGCGCAACCAACUUCGUGAGCUGGCUGCUCUCAACGGUACCCUCCGUGAUGAUGAGAAUCAAGCUUGCCAAAACUGCGGUCAAAUAGGUCAUCGAAAACUAGACUGCCCUGAACAGCGGAACUUCACCGCUAACAUCAUCUGUCGCGUUUGUGGCAAUGCUGGUCAUAUGGCACGUGACUGUCCUGAUAGACAACGUGGUGCUAAUUGGCGUAACGAUGGUCCCGGUGGUGCUCGCCCUCCAGCAGCAGGUCAAAUUGGUGCUGGAGAUGCUGUUGAUAGAGAGUAUGAGCAACUCAUGCAAGAACUUUCUGGUGCCCCACCCACUGGAGAUGUCCCACAACGCAUUGAGUCUGGCCCAGCAAAUGGGUUUGAACAAGGACCUCCUGACGCCGACAUCAAGCCCUGGCAACGUGGCCCUACUGGCGCAGCUGCUCCAUGGCAAAAGCGCUCUGGUGAUCAAGGGGGUUACGAUGGACGUGACUCGGCUCCUGCCGGAGGUGCUGCCCCCUGGGCUAGAGAUCGUGGCCGAGGAAGCGACAAUCGUGGCGGCGAUGCCUAUUAUGGCGGCCAAUCUGGGGCUUCUGGCUCCGCAGCUCCAUGGCAACAGCAACAACAACAAGCCCCUGCAUUCCCUGGAGCUGCCGUUUCUGGUUAUUCUGGUUAUGCAGCUCCUGGUUACACUGGCGGAUACCCUCCUCAGCAAGCAAUGGGUGCUCCACCUGGACUUGCAGCUCCUCCUGGAUUGAGCAGUGCUGGCAUCAGUGCGCUCUUGCAACAGUUUGCUGGUAGCCCACCGCCACCCCCUCCAGCCUCGAGCAUUCCACCACCACCAUCAGAAAAUGCUCCACCACCACCGCCGUCGGAUCAGCCGCCCCCACCUCCACCCCCUGCGUAA
This is a messenger RNA of Lachnellula hyalina, 1758 nucleotides long. It is a transcript of the gene bpb1, whose product is annotated as Branchpoint-bridging protein. The transcript is spliced from 7 exons. Gene Ontology annotation, cellular component: nucleus. Gene Ontology annotation, molecular function: zinc ion binding; mRNA binding. NCBI's taxonomy places the organism in Eukaryota, Fungi, Ascomycota, Leotiomycetes, Helotiales, Lachnaceae. Gene Ontology annotation, biological process: regulation of mRNA splicing, via spliceosome. Bases 1 to 1758 code for a protein of 585 amino acids. The record is from RefSeq and is a predicted model, not a curated record.